AUGAACGGAUGCCAUCCAAAUGCAUCUUGCACUAAUACCCAGGGCUCAUACAACUGCUCUUGCAAUCCUACGUAUAUUGGGGAUGGUUUUGAAUGUAAAGCCGAUCCUUGCUUACAUUAUAAAAACCUGAGUGAAGCCAAUAGAAAGAUAAGUUACGACACACCUUUCGGUUCAGAGUUGUGUGACUACCAACUCCCUGAGGGAUGGUAUCGUUUUGUGGGAGCCGCAGGAACAAAAAUGCCAACAACGCGUGUGCCAGCAUUCAGAUGUGGUACAAACUGGUCAGGCUGGUUGAUUAGUGCUCAUCCUACAGUGGAAGAUGGCGAAGUUCAAAGGACGGUCUGCUUUAGUGAUCGCUCUAUUGGUUGCAAAUACUCAAAUGAUAUUAUUGUAAAAAACUGCGGAUCCUGCUUCAUCUACAAACUUUUUCACCCACCUGGUUGUGAAUCACGCUACUGUGGUACAGACUGA
Molecule: messenger RNA, 471 nt
Organism: Pocillopora verrucosa
Lineage: Eukaryota; Metazoa; Cnidaria; Anthozoa; Scleractinia; Pocilloporidae
Source: RefSeq, a predicted model, not a curated record